AUGUCCUGGGAAGCGCAGCUUGCGGGGGCAGCCAGCUCCCUGCUCUUCGUGGUGCUGAACUGUGCCAUGAACAUCUACACCAAAUGGCUCUUCUCUCCAGGGGGCGGUGACUUUGCUUUGCCCUGGACGAUGCUCGCCGUCCAGCAGGCGGAGGCCAGCGCCUGA
Messenger RNA from Effrenium voratum, 165 nucleotides. The record is from the annotation of a GenBank genome assembly. NCBI's taxonomy places the organism in Eukaryota, Dinophyceae, Suessiales, Symbiodiniaceae.